Molecule: messenger RNA, 516 nt
Organism: Miscanthus lutarioriparius
Lineage: Eukaryota; Viridiplantae; Streptophyta; Magnoliopsida; Poales; Poaceae
Source: the annotation of a GenBank genome assembly
AUGGAGUGGAAAGUGUUGGGCCGUGAGAGCAAUGCAAGAUGGGCCGCAUCCCGCAUGCAACCAAAAAAAAUCAUCGGCGCCUGGGGCAUAACAGCCCCCCCUCUAACCCUAGACCUGCGCCCCUGCCUAUUCCCGAGGCGGCUCCGCGGCUCCUCCCGUAGACUCAGGUGUGCUCAAACCUGCCUGAUGGCCGCGGCCUUGCGUGGACUUCUUCGACAAAGGACGGGAUCCAUUCCUGUCACCUCACCAGCAAUGCUGUUGCUGGUGAGAUGCUGCUCCACUGCGCCUACCCAGCCUGCUGCUGCAUCCAGCCAAGAGUGCUGUUAUGCGCUGGGCGCGUUUGGAAAGAUGCAAUUCAGCAGACAGCAGUUCAUACCAUUUGACAGCUAUAUGAAGGAGAACGAGAACUCAAUUCUGGAGCCAGUACCCAUGGACAGACUGAUAUCGCCAGUUGACGAAGAUUUCAACUACUUCACAGCUGAAUCUGCCAAAAAUUUAUCCGAUCUGGGUAUCUAG